UCUUGGUCAAUGACGAGAUAAACAAACACCCGCACAAACAAAGGAACUCAGAAACAGAGGACAUGAUAAAACAGAGGAAUUCAAGAAAGAGAGAGCUUAGCCUAGUACAAAUAGCCAGGCUUUUAUUAAAAGAGCUUAACCAUGAGUACCACAUCACAUAAUAAAGAUAUGUUUCAGAUUUAAGAACAGUUAAGAGAUUGAAAAGCAUUUCGCAGCUGCAUCUUUUACAAACACCGACUCUUCCACUUCUUGACAAAACAAGGGUCACAUUCUUCUGUGAUGAUUCCAAUAUCUUAGAAAACAAUGGUUUUGCUAUUUUUGUAGCAAAACCAUUGUUUUCCUUUCUGUGUGAAGGUUUUUAUCUAUAAAAAGAGAAGGCUGAAUCCGCAUUGGGGUAAUCUCUUGUGGCGUCUCUUUCGUUUUUCUUCUUUUAGCACAAACGUUUUUAAAGUUCACAAAAGCAAGAAGCAAUCAAGAAGAAGCCUUACACGAUGUGUGAGACGUCCUAUCGGUUAUACUGCAAGGGUUUGGUGAGUGAAGAGGUGGUUAAGGACGAGACUAGGCAGAUAGGUGGUUUUGGUGUGGCCAUAUGUGACCCCGAGGAUAACCGACUAUAUGAGAUGAAGAAAGCUCUGGGAGAUGAAGAGUCCACACACCAGCAAGUUGCGGAAUUGGCGGCCGUAGUUCAUGGGUUGAAGUGGGCGUUGGAGCUCGAUUUGGCAAGGGUCACAUUCUUCUGUGAUGAUUCCAAUAUCUUACAAUACGUAACAGGUAAAGCUGAACCAAACGAGUCCAGUGUAGCAACACUUGUGAAGGAAGUGGCUCUUCUUCAGAGCAGAUUCUCGUCUUGCGAAGCACUUCCUGCAUCUGUGACUGUGAGCAGUGGGGGCAUCACUUUUGUCCUUGAGCAUGCCAGAGCUGCUAUAGCUUCCCAGAUCAGGUGGCGUGAAGGUCACGUCUACAUGGAGACUUGUCCAAUAUGCUGUGAAGACGUCCCAUGUGAUGACAAGUUUGAGGUACCUGGUUGUUUCCACCGCUUCUGCGUUGCUUGCAUUAAGAGACAAGUCGACGAGGCACUGGAUUGGCAUAAACCAGUAAAGUGCCCAAGCUUGGGUUGCAACUUGGUUGGAUCCUGUGCGGCUUAGACACAUGACUGAAUAUCUUUCGGAGAGUGCGCUGCUUGCUCAUAUGACCCGAAAAAGGGACAACAGAGUACACUGUGCGUCACCCGAAUGUACCGUUUUAAUGCCCAAGGCCAAAAUCACUGAGUACUCAAAAAAGUUCUUCGUUGAUGCUGAGCUGUCAGGAGGAGCCAGAAAGUGCAUGGACUGUGGGUUUUUGUUACUGCGACAACUGCAGAACAGAAUGGCACUAUAAGUCUAUAACAUGACAUGUGAUGUAUUCCGUGAAACAGAGACUUAUCAGACAUCUCCUGCGGCACGUUUAGAAGCUAAGGCUAAGAGAGUAGGAUGGAGGAUAUGCAGGAAUUGCAAGUCGGUGCUUGUAAUUGAUCUACGUUGCAACCGUAUUACCUGCUCCAGAUGCGGAUACCAGUUCUGUUAUGUCUGUGAAGCUGAGUGGAACAAGGAAACCGGAUGUUGUUCCUAGGGAUACGGGUGGAGUCAGUGAGUGAGUUUGUGUUGAGGGGGUUUAAUUUGUGAUCCUAUAGAAGAAAUGUGACAGGAGAAAAGAAGAGUUCGGUUUAAUUAAUAUCCUUGUUUAGUUAUGUAUUUUUGGUUUGUUUAUUGGGUUUUAGCAA
Molecule: messenger RNA, 1759 nt
Organism: Camelina sativa (false flax)
Lineage: Eukaryota; Viridiplantae; Streptophyta; Magnoliopsida; Brassicales; Brassicaceae
Source: RefSeq, a predicted model, not a curated record